AAAUAAAAUGAAUACCUCAAAGUUCAAUAUUAAUCGAAAUAAUGUAUGGGAAGGUGCUGUAAGAGGUGUGAGAAGAAGUUCAUUUUGUCCAAACAACAACAUUUCAGUUAAGUUUUCAGAUGACUCGGGUAAAAUUGAAGAAGCAGUGGAUCUGGGCGGUCCCAGGAGAGAGUUUUUUAGACUCCUGAUGAGCUACAUCUCGAAAUCGAGUCUUUUUGAAGGAUCUGAUUCUUCCAAAAAUCUCAGUCUGGAUUCUAGAGGAAUCCGUGAAAACUGUUAUUUUGAUACUGGAAGAUUUAUUUCAAUUUCGUUGGUUCAUGGUGGUCCUUCUGGUUUUUUUUCUGAGAUGUUAUUCAAAAGUAUUGCAUAUGGUCCAGAAACAAUUCAACCGUCUUUGGAUGAUGUUUGUGAUUUUGAAAUUGCAUCAAAAAUUAAAAAGUUUGCAGAUUGUUCUACUAUUGAAGAACUGAAGACUUUGAUUAAUGAAAAUCUAGAUUUUUUAACAAAUGCUGGCUGUUUAAGGACAGUGAAAGUCCUAAAUGAUAAGAACUGGUUAGUAAAAGAUUUACUAAUGUUCAAUGUAAUUCAUCGAGUUAGAGGCCCAUUCGAAAGCUUGUUGAAAGGAUUGGAAACUUUAGGCAUACUUCAACAAAUUAAGCUUCAUCCAAAUUUAUUUUUGCCAUUGUUCUGUCAUAAACCAUUGCCUCUUACUGCUGAUGUUAUAGAUAAUCUAUUCCAAAUUCGUUUUUCACAAAAAGGAAGCAACGCAUUUUUAGUUGAACAAAGAAUCGUGAGCUACUGGAGAGAUUUUCUUCAAGAUGUAGAAGAGCGGCAAACUUCAGCAACUUUGGGUGGAAUUUUGGUAUUUGCAACAGGUGCUGAUUGUGUGCCUCCUUUGGGUUUUGAACCUGCUCCAAGUAUUGAAUUUCUACAUUCUGCAACCAAUGAAGAAUGUUUGCUUCCACUUGCAAACACAUGCAUCAAUUGUUUGAAGCUUCCAAUACAUUCAACUUUUUGUAAUUUCAAGUCCAAUAUGGACUUUGCCAUUAUUAAUACGCAAGGCUUUGGUAGGCAAUGAUUAUUUUUAUUGUUAAAGAGGCACAACUUCUUCUAACUUCUUUUAACACCUUAAUGACUACACUGUGAUUUAGAGAUGCAGCUGUG
Molecule: messenger RNA, 1164 nt
Organism: Spea bombifrons (plains spadefoot toad)
Lineage: Eukaryota; Metazoa; Chordata; Amphibia; Anura; Pelobatidae
Product: G2/M phase-specific E3 ubiquitin-protein ligase-like
Exons: 5
Coding region: 8-1078 (356 amino acids)
Cellular component (GO): nucleus
Molecular function (GO): ubiquitin-protein transferase activity
Source: RefSeq, a predicted model, not a curated record